Amphiprion ocellaris (clown anemonefish) is the source of this 5133-nucleotide messenger RNA. It is a transcript of the gene slc39a10, whose product is annotated as solute carrier family 39 member 10. The record is from RefSeq and is a predicted model, not a curated record. The transcript has 11 exons. Bases 210 to 2741 code for a protein of 843 amino acids. Gene Ontology annotation, cellular component: membrane. NCBI's taxonomy places the organism in Eukaryota, Metazoa, Chordata, Actinopteri, Pomacentridae. Gene Ontology annotation, biological process: zinc ion import across plasma membrane; intracellular zinc ion homeostasis; positive regulation of B cell receptor signaling pathway. Gene Ontology annotation, molecular function: zinc ion transmembrane transporter activity.
CAAAAGCCUCAAAACAUUCAACCUGUUAAGAUAUGUUAGUGCCGGCAUGAACGUUUUAUAUUGGCGUGCUCUGAACUUCGGUCCUUUCGGGGUGUUUUCUGACUACAGAGUGCAAGCUUCAGAAGAGUUGUUAAAGCCCCUUACAGAGUUGCACCAGGACUGGGGGCCGAGCAGGAGGAAACGUUUUGGGGACCAGAAGUUAGAGGACAAUGCGGGUCCACGUGCACACCAAGUUCUGUUUCCUGUGUGUGCUCACCUUCCUCUUCCAUCAGUGCAACCACUGCCAUGGAGACGGACACAGCCAUCAGCAUGGUGGUCAUCACCACGGGGACCACAACCACGCCCACAGUGACCUGCAGAUUUCGGAGGCUCCAUAUGUUAGAGCGGCGACUGUGUCCCCGGUGUCCAGUAGUCCUGAAGGGGACACCCUAGAGGAGGAGCAGCGCUUUUACAUCCAGCAGUUGUUCAGGCGCUAUGGCCAGAAGGACCGCUUAGAUUUCCAGGGAUUUCAGAGUCUGCUGUUUAGCUUGGGUUUGGGAGAAGUAAAGAUGGUGGGUGUGGAUCAUGAGAAUCUGGGCCAUGACCAUGUAGCCCACCUUGACGUGCUGGAUUUGCAGAAGGGGCUACAUACACAUUCAUCCACUAAAGAAGACCCCAACCAGGGCCACCGGCACGGCCAUGGUCAUUCACACCACAAGCCAGGCUCCCACCAUCCACACACAAAAGUUCCCACAAAGUGCAGCCAGACUACUACUGCCAGUCCAGCUGCUGGUGCAUCCAGAAAACAUGAUCACAACCAUGACCACGAUCAUGAUCACGACCAUGACCAUGGACAUAAUCAUGACCACACUAAAGUGGAGGAUAGCGACCAUCAUAAACAUUCUGAUGGACAUGUGCAGGAUACACAUGUUCAUGACCACAGUGAUCACAGCAGUGGUGAUCAUGAACAUCACCACAAUCAUAUUCAUGAGGUGCACACAGGGACGGACAUCACUCCUGCCAACCAGGGGGAGCAACCCUCUGCUCAUCUGGAGCCGUCCCAAGCACCUCGGGAGCUGCAGUCCUCUCCUGCCCCAACACAGAGCCGACCCAAGAAGCCCAGGAAGCCUGCAAGGGUCAAAGGACAGCGAGGUCGAAACAAACCUUCUCCUUCUCUCACACCUUCAUCUGAUGGCCACGAGCAUGAACAUGAUCACGAACACGGACAUGAACAUGAACAUGAACACAAUCAUGAUUCUGAUCACAAACAUGAUCAUGGCCAUUUUCAUAAAGACAAGAGAGAAGCACCAGUAGAACAUGCCGCACCCACUUUGCCGGCCUCUGUACUGUCUGGACAUCCAAGGGGAUUGUCACAUCAGCAUGAGGAGUGUUUGAACCUCACUGAGCUCCUCACCUACUAUGGCCUGAAUCCUGAGUCCCUCAUCUCCCCGAGCCAGUUCACCUAUCUGUGUCCUGCCUUGCUCUACCAGAUAGAUAGUCGCGUCUGCAUCCGCCAUUACCAUCAGAUGGAGGUGGAGCAGGAAGCCUUGGAGCCUGUCAGCUCUGUGUGGGUCUGGAUCUGGGGCUUUGUGUCCAUCACCAUCAUCAGCCUGCUGUCUCUGCUGGGCGUCGUACUGGUGCCAAUCCUCAACCAAUCCUGCUUUAAGUUCCUGCUCACCUUCCUGGUUGCGCUGGCAGUGGGCACGCUCAGUGGUGAUGCUCUCCUUCACCUACUGCCACAUUCACAAGGGCAGCACGACCACAGCGAACAUGGGACGAGCCACAGCACAGAUCUGCUAACAGAAUUUGAUGGUGUGUGGAAGGGGCUGACAGCGUUGGCUGGCAUCUACCUCCUCUUCAUCAUCGAACACUGCAUCGGCAUGUUUAAGCACUACAAAGACCAAGGGGGCAUGAAGAAGGUGAGUGAGGAGGGCAAGAUCGGCAGGAAGCUGUCAGAUCACAAGUUAAAUCGGCGCUCGGAUGCAGAGUGGCUGCACCUGAAGCCACUCAAUGAAGAUCCUGACAGCACAGCCAUCUCCUGCGACAAUGGUCACAAUGACACACAGCUCACAGAGCUCCAGACACCAGACUCUCCCACUACCAAAACACCGCUGGCACCCACAAACCCCCAACAAGACCAGCAGUCACCCACCAAGGAGAAUGGUCGCAAAGCUAAGCAGCACAGUCAUAGACACAGACACUCGCAUGGACACGGUCACUCUCAUGGAGGAAACUGCCACUCAGACCAGGAGAUGAAGGAUGCCGGCAUAGCCAGCAUUGCCUGGAUGGUCAUCAUGGGAGACGGCAUGCAUAACUUCAGUGACGGCCUCGCCAUAGGCGCAGCAUUCAGUGCAAACAUGACAGGUGGCAUCAGUACAUCAGUGGCUGUUUUCUGCCACGAAUUACCUCAUGAACUUGGUGACUUUGCGGUGCUGCUGAAAGCCGGGAUGUCAGUGAAGCAGGCCAUUGUCUACAAUCUGCUGUCCGCCCUCAUGGCCUACGUUGGCAUGGUGAUUGGCACAGCUGUGGGCCAGUACACGCACAAUGUCACCAGCUGGAUCUUCGCCAUCACAGCUGGCAUGUUCCUUUAUGUGGCUCUGGUGGAUAUGCUUCCAGAAAUGCUUCAUGGGGACAGCGAGGACCACAAGCGCUGCCAGCUGGGACACUUUAUCCUGCAGAACCUGGGCAUGCUGACCGGGUUCGGCAUCAUGCUGCUCAUCGCCAUCUUUGAAGACCGCAUUGUUUUCGAUUUUGGCUUUUAGUCGAGGAGGAGAGAGGAAGCGAAGGAGGGGAGAGCUGGAUGUAUCAGUGUUGUUCUUCUUGGCCUUAACAUGCUUUGUUUGCAAUGUAACGGCCCAGUCUUGCAUGCAAUGUGAGUCUCGUUCAUGGCCCGUGCCUCCAUUCCAAACAUGCAGCGGUAGCUUAUGCAUAUCCCAUGACUCUGCUAGUGAUGUUUACACUCUGCUCCUCCAUCGCCUCUCCUCUGUCAGCUCCAGUCUGUCUGCUCUGAAACUCCACCUUAAGAAAGAGCUGUAGAUAGUGAGGUGGUUCGGGGUGUGUGUUCCUGCAGAGAGGCAGCUAUCGCGGCCCAGCAGCUCGCCGCCUAUCCAUCAUCACCUGUUGUUAAUGUGCUGUCGUCGUCCUCCCCCUUCCUCGCCUCUCAUCCACUCUGUGUUGUGUCUCCUCAUCCAUACCGCAUACGUCUGUGGUGUGUGUUCCACCUGCCAUCCAUCACCACCCUUUGAUGUCAUCAGGCUGUGUAUCAAAGGCCUCUGUGCCAAGCCCCUGCCACUGGAGCAGCUCCGUAGGUACACUGCACACCGUCACAGUGUCCUUAAAGAGAUGUUAGCUGCUACAUCUGGAAUAAACCCUUUAACUUGUGUUGCUUCACCUGCAGAAUUUUGACGGCGUCUAAGCUGCAGUGUCAAAAUAGAAAAGUGUUCCCCUGACUGUAUGUAGUAAAUUUCCUGAAUGGCUAAUUUUUUUUUAGUUUUCUUCAGUUAUUCCUCCGAAGUUAUGUUUUAUCGUCUAAUUACAGUUUUUGGUACCUUCAUAGUGCAUAGUGAUAACUGCUGUUGACAAAGCUGCCAAAGUCUUUACAAAUUAGCAUUUACAGUAAUCAGUGUUUUGUUUUUGUUGGUUUAGUAACUAAAAGUAACAAAUGUCCGACCAAUUUCUUAGUGUUUUGUAAGGGUUUGACAAUCUGUAGCCAAAUGACACAUAUUGUUGUUAGAACUUUUUUUUUACUUUUCUUUGUGAACUUCAAAAUGUGAACUAGUUAUACUUGUCAUCAAAAGUGUUGUAGUUCACUAGAUUUCCAUAGGGUGCCUCUUGGAGUUCCUAAAAGGUGCAUUGUCCAGCUGGACCACCUUGCAAUGGACAUUUAAUUACAGUAGGACGUUCAGUUGUCACAGUUAUCAGUGCAGAUUUCUUUUUUUAAUAUGAUGUCUGUUUAGUGUCAGUAGUUAUAGAAAUAACACAUUUUUUACCUGCUAAUUGUUUUUAGCGUACUUUUGUCAAAGAAUGAAUCAACUUCUUGACAAUCGGAGACAGACUAAGCAAAAUCAGUACACUUAAUAGCCCAGCAGAACUAUAAACUGUCUGCUUUCUAAAGCUCCCUGUACUUGUAUUGGAUAAUUAUCAAACCACUGGACAAAGAUUAUUUAUUGUGAAUAUGUUUUACAGGCAUUCCUGCGUCUUUCUGGGGGUGUAUAUUAUAGUCACUCUGUUGACUGUGGUUUUUCAGUGGCUGGUGCUUGACACCACCCCUCCUCCUCCCCCUUGCCCCCCACCCCAACAUUCCAUUGGCUGUUUUGCGGCACACAUGCUAAGCUACCUUACCUAGCUUCAGCUGCUAAAGCACACCGAAUAAAGUGUGCCUUCAUUUAUCCAGUCACUGUGUGACAUCCAUCGUCUGUGUCUUAACUGCCUGUGAACCAUCGUCAGUCAACUCAUGUCAUUGAUCUGACUGAAUCAUGCAUGAAGCAUGAGUAAAACGGUACAGACAUCGUGUUGAGUGUAAAAAAAUUUUUUUCAUUCUUUGUACUGUAAAGUUAAACUAUUGAUGACCUUUGUUACUUUUUAAAUUAACUGUGUGAAGAUCGUGGGAAGUUCUUUGGGGUGUAGUGUGACUGGUUCGAGCCUUUAAGACAAAUUAUGCUGAUGUGAGAGAGCACAACUCGUCAUCUGUAUGCUGUAUCUUUUUGCAGGCAUUUUAAUUAUUCCAUCUUAGAUUCAUUUUUAAUGCUAGCACACCGGGACCUGAAUGUAUUUUUACAUCAAGUGAAGCUCAUCAUUUGUCCUCCUUAAAAUCUGAACACACAUUUAUUCAGUUGAUUCCUACAAUAUUAGUACUGAAUGUUUAAAAGACUUUUUUUGGAAAUAUGUCUCUCCUGCAUUACUCGUAUAAUUUAAAUCUAAACUGCCCCGUUGAGUGUUCAGUAAGAGUUAAUGACACUUUUGACACUAUGCCCCAAAGACAAACUUUCCUCACUGUUUAUUGGGCAAAAACAGCCCAUGAUCAUUUUUACUUUGUCAUUUGUGUAUUUGUUUAGUAAUCUGGAUAUAAAAUGCAAAAUGUGACAUCCUUGCUGUUUGCCUGUCUGUGCAUUCUCCCCAUUAUGGAAGGAAAAUAAACUCUGAAAAGAUCCUGGA